Penicillium angulare is the source of this 777-nucleotide messenger RNA. Its product is annotated as YoaK family protein. The transcript has a single exon. Lineage: Eukaryota; Fungi; Ascomycota; Eurotiomycetes; Eurotiales; Aspergillaceae. The record is from RefSeq and is a predicted model, not a curated record. Bases 1 to 777 code for a protein of 258 amino acids.
AUGGUCAGCGACAACGAAACAGAUCCACUACUCGGAGAUAGAGGUGCGAGGCCAUCCCGCCCACACGGCCUUGCUCAAUACCUACGCGAAGAGCUUGACACCCACUAUGGCGAUUUACUUCUCCUUGCCUGUUACGUUAUAACUGGGCUACUGGAUAGCUCGGCUGUCUUUAUUUGGGGCAGUUUUGUCUCCAUGCAAACUGGCAAUACUGUAUAUUUCGGUCUCGGUCUAGUUGGCACAGAAGACGACCGAUGGAUUAAAUCAGGUGUUUCAAUCUGCGGAUUUUGUCUCGGCUCUUUAUUUUUCUCAACUUUUCAUCGGACUUUCUCCCCGCGGAAAAGAUGGGUAUUGACCACUUCGUUCAUCAUACAAUUACUCUGCAUCACGGUCGCUGCUACAAUCGUUACUGUCUUUCGUCCUGUCCCAGGUGCAGAUCUGAGCUGGCUUGUUCUCGUACCUAUUGCUUUGGUCGCGUUCCAGAGUAGUGGGCAAGCGGUUGCUAGUCGGGCUUUGAAAUUCAAUAGCCUUACCAGUGUUGUUUUGACAAGUAUAUACUGUGAUUUAUUCUCUCAUGAGGAUUUCUUGUCGCUGAAGGUAUUUCGGAAUAGUGAGGAGUUGCGUCGGCUGGGGGCUGUAAUAUGUCUCAUUAUCGGCGUUGUUUUGGGAGGACUCUGGGCACAUAGCUCUGUUGGGAUGAUGGGUGCGCUUUGGACAGCAGCCAUUUUGAAGACGUUCAUUGUGCUGGCUUGGUUGGGAUGGGAGAAAAAGCAGGAUUAA